AUGGGGGGAAUGCAUGUCUGCCUCAAGUCCCUGUGGCUGCUGAUGGCACUCUGCGCAUGCUCAGCAUUUCAACCAGCACGGCCGCACAACAGACACCUGGCUAGCUACAAGCACCCAGCCGUGCGGACGUGCCGUGAGCUAUGGAAUCAGCUAAAUUCAUCGCCUUUGCCAGAAUUGGUGCAAGUAGAGGGUCUGGUGAGCUGCGAUAACGAGUCCUGGGCUGGCCAGGUGCGAAUCGGCGGCUCAGUCGUGAUAAGGGGCCUGCGGGGAGACUUGGGCCCCGCCGUAGUGGACUUCGGUAAUCUGACAAAGGGCGUCGUUUUGACAAGCGGGUCGGUUGUAGGUUUUCAGGAUGUGGUAGUAGUUCAGGAUGACUGGGAGCCGGGGUUGGCAAUCCUCGGCGUUUUCGACAAUGAAGCGGGCAGGCCAGUAGGGGUGCAACUGUCUGGGGCAGUUUUUUGGGCUCGGGCUUGUGAGGGGGAAGUGGAAAACUGGGCAGAGAAAUCGACCACCGGCAGAGGCCAGCUCGCCGCCUGGGAGCAGGGUGCGUCUUCAAAUGGCACGCUGCUGCAUUGGGCGGCAGUGGGCUCAAGGGUCACCUACAGCGGCGAUCUUGAAGGUGGUGGUCGUAUGGAACUUAAUUUGUGCAGCGCCCUUGUGGUGUGUGAUCCAGAAUCAACACCCCUCAAGCUGGGGGUUGUCGAAAGCUUUCUGGGCAGCCCUGAGGCAGGGGCUUGCCCGCAGACACUUGACAGCUCUGGACAAAAUGUAAAGCUGGCCGGCGUCGAGCUGGUGGUGCUGGCUGUGCUGGGCUUUGUGGGGGCUGUCAUCCUGGCUCUGCUUUUUGGCGCGAUGUGGUGCAUGCGCACUCGGGGUGAGACAGCCAGAGGGGUGGUGUGCGAGCCGAGCAGCGAAGGCCGGCGGGAUGGGCUGGACUACUGGGCAGUGCAGAAGGCGGAGGGGGCCGCGCGGGUGAGCGCCGAGAUCCAGUAUCUGGACGAGAACACGAUGUACGCGCGAAGCCUGGAUGGCGCGGGCAUUAACGACAUUGAGGUGGGCGAGCCGCUGGGACGGGGCGGCUUUGGGAAGGUGUACAAGGGGAUCUACAGGGGGAUAGUCCUGGCCGUGAAGGUGAUCGACCACGAUGGGACGUCCGCAGACGGCAGCCACGAGCCGAUGGAGGCACUGCUCAGCAAGUUUGUGAACCACCCCAAUGUGAUCCGCACGUACCUGUACCAGACCAAGAGGCGGCCGGCCCCGCAGCGGCCCUCUGCGAGGACUCCCCAGACUGCGAGGACCCCCCAGACUGCAAGGACGCCGCACACUGCAAUGACGCCGCACACUGCAGGGACGAGUACCCAACGGGGCGAGAGUGGCACAGGCACCAUGUCGGAGCUCACUGGCGAUGACUUCAGCAACAUGGAGUUGAACAUGGGUGGGCCGCAUGCCGGGUUCAGAACCUGGAUGAUCAUGGAGUUCUGCGACCGGCGGUCGCUGCACGUGGCGAUGAAGGAGGGCAUGUUCUUCCACGACGAGCACAAGAGGAAGCCCAACCACAAGUACAUGAUCCUGACAGCGAUGGACAUCGCGAGCGCGAUGUCCUACCUGCACUCCAAGCUCAUCAUUCAUGGCGACCUGAAGGGAGGCAACGUGCUGCUGAAGAGCUGGAGCGCUGACGAGCGGGGCUUUGUGUGCAAGGUUGGCGACUUUGGACUGAGCCGGGUGGUCACCAGCGGGGAGCACCUGCAGACAUUCACGUGCGGCAGCAUACGCUACAUGCCUCCGGAGCUCCUGAGGGAUGGACUCCUCACCCCCGCGCUUGACGUCUUCUCCUUUGGCAUCCUGCUGUGGGAGAUCGUGUCAGGCAAGCGCGCGUACCCCACCCGCAGGAACGACGAGAUCAUCGUCAGCAUCGUGGAGGGCAAGCGGCCGGCGAUGCCAUCCCACUGUCCUGUGGGCCUGGCAUCGCUGAUCGAGGACUGCUGGCAGCACGAGCACGCCAAGCGGCCCACCUUUGGGCGCAUCCUCGAGCGCCUGCAGCAGGUGGGGAACGAGUUUGGGCACCCCAUGUCGCAAGGGCUGAUGAGGAUCGUCGAGGAGUCUGGCCCGCCGAGUGAGCGGCAGCGGGGCGGGCGGACCGUGGACUCGAGGGCAGGGGAGAACAACCGGGCGCUGGAAAUCGUGUCCACAGGCAGCCAGGACGUGCCCACCCAGAAUCUGCUCCUGGGCGGCAUGCUGCGCCGCGCCGCCGCCAACAACUCCUUCUGGACACGCCGCAUACCCUUCCGGAGAUCCCCCACUUCCGGCUCAGAACCCGCCUCCUCCGAGACUGACGGCUCGACACGGGCGGCCUCCCGGCCCCUCUCCCUCCGAGUCCCCCCGCGGUUGCGGGCCGACACCCUGUGGCAGAAGCCCGGGGCCCCCGGGCCCAGCGGGCUGGGGCCCGGGCGGGUGACCCCCCAGAAUCUGGAGGCCACCAGCCCGGAUGCCGCCGGCAGGACUAUGGUGCGGAGGGGCAAGAGCGCGGGCAUGUGGGACGCCUCCAAGGCGCCGAUCUCGGCCGGGGCCAUGCCCUGGCGCAGCGUGCCGCCGAACUACCAGCGCAAUUUGCGGCUCAGCGGAUUCAGUAACAGCGCGUCCACGGCUGGAUUGACCCGGCCGCUCACGGUUAAGCACGGCGGUUUUGGCGCCGAGCGGAGGGCGAGGAGCGCUAACGGAGCCAGCAGGCGGGGGGGCCGCGUGGCGAGGUCUAAGUCUGGCUGCGGGGCCAGGGAGGCGAGGUCCGACCUAGAGCUGACUUCUCGAGCGCGGGCGGUCAGCGAGAUCACGCCGGCGAGUCAGUCGACAUCCGAGGGGGACACCGCCACGCGGAGGGAGGAGGCCGCGACCUCAGGCAGCCCGCGGGAAGACCCCGGGCCCGCGCCUCCUUCGCCUUCGUCAAGCGCGGGCUCCUGGUCGUUUCAGUCCGUGCAGUCCUACCCAUCCGAUGACGAGCCCCUGGGCGUGUUCGUGGCCACCGGGCGCGCGGGGGACACCGAUUUUUCGUCCUCGCCGGGGCCGCUGUCGCUCAUGGGGGAGUCCAAGAUCAGCUGGAGGAGCGACCUGUCGACGUACUACUUCACGCCCAACUCCACUGCGGAGCGGAACGCGAUCAUGGAGGCGAUGGGCAGGCGGGGCAGCGACGGCUCCCGGCGGCCGUCGUGGUCCAGCGGGCCCAGCGGGAUGGGAGGGGGCACCGGCGCCUCGGAGACGGAAUCCAAGUUCAGCAUCGAUUUCAGCCGCAGCGAUUUGGAGGAGUCCAUGUUCGAGACGCCCACGGACUUCGUGAUGCUGGACCUGGCGGCGAUGGCAGCGAGGGAGCGGCGGGGGUCGCCCACGCCGCGGUAG
Messenger RNA from Ostreobium quekettii, 3387 nucleotides. NCBI's taxonomy places the organism in Eukaryota, Viridiplantae, Chlorophyta, Ulvophyceae, Bryopsidales, Ostreobiaceae. The record is from the annotation of a GenBank genome assembly.